Molecule: messenger RNA, 624 nt
Organism: Mitosporidium daphniae
Lineage: Eukaryota; Fungi; Microsporidia
Exons: 1
Coding region: 1-624 (207 amino acids)
Source: RefSeq, a predicted model, not a curated record
AUGAGGGCCUUUGUCAUUGUUUUGGCGAUUGGUUUGUCGGCCUUUUUUUCUUUUAAUAUCACCAACGCCAUUCCUCAAACGAUUAAAAGAAAGCAGAAUUUGAGAAUAUCUGAUGGCGAAAAUCGUUUCUUGUUCUAUGUAUCACCUCCGCAGGCCACUGUGGCAGAUCAUCUUGGUUGCAAUGACUACGUCAUGAUUACUUGGAACCUGAUAGGCUAUUUUCCGCUGUCCGAAAUAGGCCAAAUCUCAUAUUAUGAGGUAUUUAUCGCACCAAAGCGCGAGCUUUCUGAUUCUUCGGCCUGGAAAUUAAUUUUACCGCGUUUCCCAAUAAUUAUUGAAGAGCUUCCAGGAGAUACGCAACGUAAAUCUGAUCAAACCGACGAUGAUGAUAGUGUGAACGCAGCAAACAUAUAUUUCCUAUUCCGAGAUAAAAUUGCGUUUUACCCCUGGUCUGAUACAUCAUUACUGGCGGUCGAGUCUCCUCUGGUUGUCCUUGUAAAGAUACAUUUAAAUUCAUCUGAUGAUGGAGAUUACAGUAACAACUUUGGAGACAGCUCCAUUGUUGGAAUUUCAGAUGCAUUCUCCUUUCCCAACUGCUUUGUAGAUCCAAAUGUAAUGCCCUAG